AAAAGACAAGACUAAUGAGGGUGAGAGAGCGUUGGCGGGGAAGCCGACCAAAUCCGAUGCUCUUAUCCGGUUCGGCAACGAACCAAACCGUUGGUUGCGUGUCGGCGAUCUCCUUCUCUGCUUCCAUUUUGAUUUAUUGCAUUGCAGUGUGGCUUCAAUAUACCGCACAAAAACAUUUUCUUUCUUCCAAAAUUGACGACCAAGAAAUGGAUAACAUGUUGGAAAAUUUCAUCCGAGGCCCACAGAGCCCCUUGAAAUCCCUCUUCCACCGUCGCGGCAGCCGCAGCAACAGCGGAAAGUUAUUCUCCGGCGAUGAUGAUUCUGACCAUGGCGAGGCCAAUUCUCCCAAACACAUUCCUCAGCUUUCUCCUUUCGCCAAUUCUGUCGUUGCUCGAUGCUCCAAGGUUCUUUUGGUUCCUGUUGAACAAUUACAGUAUCAGUUUGAUACAGAGCUGCCAGAUAGUAUCAAGCAGCCUUCGACAUAUGCUAGAAAUUUGUUAGAGUUCUGCUCAUAUCAAGCCAUCCAUAUGCUUACUAGGCGUCCAGAUUAUUUGAGUGACAAGGAGUUCAGUCAGUUGACAUUUGACAUGAUGCUCGCAUGGGAGGACUCUGGUGCUGAGACUGGAUCAGUUGGUAAAGAAACUCCUUGUAGUAACCAGAAGGUGGAGGACGAGGAUGGGUGGUCAUUGUUUUAUUCAAGCUCCACGAGUAUGGCUGUUCAGGUUGAUGACAAGAAAACUGUUGGGCCAGAUGCUUUUGCACGUAUAGCUCCUGCUUGUGCUGCUGUAGCAGACGUAAUUACAGUCCACAAUCUUUUUUAUGCCCUCACAAGCUCUUCUUGCCAUCAACUUCAUUUUCUUAUAUAUGACAAGUACCUUCGAAGCCUUGACAAGGUGAUCAAAGCUUCAAAAAAUGCUUUAGGGCCUUCAAUUUCUGGACUUCAGCUUACUGAAGGUGAGAUUGUCUUGGAUGUUGAUGGUACAGUUCCCACUCAGCCAGUUCUGCAACAUAUAGGGAUCUCUGCGUGGCCUGGGCGGUUGACACUGACCAAUUAUGCUCUGUACUUUGAGUCUUUCGGAGUUGGUUCAUAUGAUAAAGCUGUCAGAUAUGAUCUGGCAACAGACAUGAAGCAAGUCAUAAAGCCUGAGUUAACUGGACCUUUGGGUGCACGUCUCUUUGAUAAAGCCAUCAUGUACCAAUCGACAUCUAUAGCAGAGCCUGUUUAUUUGGAGUUCCCAGAAAUCAAAGGCAAUUCCCGUCGUGACUAUUGGCUGGAUAUUUGUCUUGAGAUCCUGCAUGUUCACAGGUUCAUCAGGAAGUACAACCUUAAAGAUAUUCAGCAGUCUGAAGCUCUAGCAAGGGCAAUCUUGGGUAUAUUCCGAUAUCGUGCAGCAAGGGAAGCUUUCCGUUUCUUUUCAUCCCAAUAUAAAACCUUACUUGCUUUUAACUUGGCUGAAAGCCUUCCGGGAGGAGACACAAUCUUGGAAGCUCUGUCUCGUCGCUUGGCUGUUAUGAGUACUGAUGCUUCUCAACUUGAUGUUGCUAGGACCUGUUACACAAAAAAGCGGCACACAGCAUCCCCAUUUUCACUUUUAACACUCCGCAGACUUGGACUUAUCUUACAAAAAGUGGCAGAUGCCAAUGAAAUAUGUCUGGUUGGAGAUAUAUGUGUUGGUGAAAUGAAUCCUUUGGAAAUGGCAGUGAAACGAUCAAAAUGGGACACGGGAAGGGCUGAAGCAGCUCAGGCGACUGUUGAUCGGGUGAAAGUUGAUGGGAUUGAUACAAAUUUAGCUGUGAUGAAGGAUUUACUUUUCCCUGUUAUUGAGUCUGCCAAAUGCCUUCAGUCUUUGGCUUCAUGGGAGGACCCACUCAAAUCAGCAGUGUUUCUGGUGUUGAUCUGCUAUGCAACCUAUAGGGAUUGGAUCAGGUAUGCUUUGCCAUCCAUUUUCUCAUUCCUUGCAGUCCUCAUGCUCUGGCAUAGUCAUUUCAGCCAGGGGAAGCCAUUAGAAGCCUUCAAGGUCACACCUCCCCCCAGUCGGAAUCCAGUUGAGCAGCUUCUAACAUUGCAACAAGUCUUCGCUCAAUUUGAAGCACUAAUCCAAGAUGGGAAUAUUUUCCUUCUAAAGAUAAGAGCUCUCGUAUUUGCUGUACUUCCGCAGGCCACGGAGAGGGUUUCUCUGUUGCUGGUUUUUCUGGCAGCAACAUUUGCAUUUGUGCCUCUGAGAUAUGUGUGUCUGUCGGUGUUCUUCGAGGCAUUUACAAGGGAAAUGCCAUUGAGGAAAGAUAGCAGCGACAGGUGGCUGAGGCGUGUAAGAGACUGGUGGUUCAAAAUACCAGCGGCUCCUGUUCAGCUUGUAAAAUUUGACGACAAAAAAAAAACAAAAUGACUGUCAUGAGCACCGUUCAUUUGUAAAUGGUAGAUAACGAACUGGAUAUCAUCUCCUUUCUAGCAAAAUUGCGGGUUCUGUACAUACAUGGCUUUCAAGCUCGCUUGGGUUCUUGCAAAAUUGAAGUUCUCAGAUGUGUACCGGUAAUCAAGAAGGUUCCAAAUGGGUGCAUCAUUUCUUCCUCAGUCUUUUCCUUUUGGGACAAAAAGAGCUGCAUCUACGAAGAACUUGCAUACAAACUAGGUAUUUUGACAAUGAAAUUUCAUUCAACCAUUUGAUGCUUGAGAAACAUCUUCAAGCUUUCCACAUCUUAAAUGUGCCCUACAGUUUGCCAUAAAUUUCAUUUUUUAUUACUUUCUGCAGUUACUUCACUUGUGCUAUGCAAAUGAAGAGAACAAACAGCGAUAUUUUACAGGUUGAGUCCAGAGAAGUGGGAGCAAUGUCUGCUCCCUUGGAGUCCAGAGAAGUGGGAGCAAUGUUUAUUUUCAGUAGUAUAUUUCUUUUGUUAAAGGGAUGAAUUGGGUGAUUCAAAUUUAUCUAAAUCUAAAACUAAGAUUUGAAAUCUGUGCUCCUAAAUACUAAGUGUAAAGAGUUGGAGAAAGAGCUAAAAUUAGUGGUUCAUCAAUCUGUGACGAUCCACUAAGGUAUAAUUGGUGUAUGAACAUGAUGACAAUACACGAGUUGAUUUGCUUGAAAAGUGGAUGUAGGUCGAUUUCCAAACAACUAUAAAUAUAGCAUCUCACUCUCUUGUUU
This is a messenger RNA of Malania oleifera, 3140 nucleotides long. RefSeq lists its product as uncharacterized. Lineage: Eukaryota; Viridiplantae; Streptophyta; Magnoliopsida; Santalales; Ximeniaceae. The coding region runs from base 15 to 2387 and encodes 790 amino acids. The record is from RefSeq and is a predicted model, not a curated record. The transcript is spliced from 10 exons.